GCCCGGGCUAUGCAAAUGCGCCCCCCGCGGGGCGCUGCGAGCGAGUCGCUCCGCGGGCAGAGCAGAGCGGCGCGGCCGGCGGCGGAGCUCCGAGCUGCGGGCGCGGAUCCGUUCCAUUCCGCUCCGCUCCGCCUCGCGCCGCCAUGUCGCGGCUGCCGGUGCCGGCGUGAGGGAGACGCGGGCCGGAGUGCGACGGGCGCGGCCAUGCGGGGCCCGGCGGGCUGGGUGGCGCUGGCGGCGCUGCUGGGCGAGUGGCUGCGGGCGGGCGGCGUGGUGCCGCUGGCGGACUUCUACCCGUUCGGGCCGGCGCAGGGCGACGCCGCCACGCUGAAGCAGGACGACGGCGGCUCCGAGCUGCGGCCCCUCUCCGUGCGCUUCCCCUUCUUCGGAGCGGGGCACACCGGGCUCUACGUGAACAACAACGGGAUCAUCUCCUUCCUGAAGGAGGUCUCUCAGUUCACGCCGGUGGCCUUCCCCAUCUCCAAGGACCGGCGUGUGGUGGCGGCUUUCUGGGCGGACGUGGACAACCGGCGGGCGGGCGACGUGUAUUACCGGGAGAGCCAGGACCGGGCCAUCCUGGAGCGGGCGACCAGAGACAUCGCGCGGUACUUCCCCGAGUUCCCCGACUUCUCUGCCCAGUGGGUGUUCAUCGCCACGUGGUACCGAGUCACUUUCUUCGGGGGAAGCUCGUUUUCUCCGGUAAACACAUUCCAGAUCGUCCUCAUCACGGACGGCAAGCUCUCCUUCACCAUCUUCAACUAUGAGUCCAUCACCUGGACCACGGGUAUGCACGCCAGCAGUGGGGGGGACUUUGCUGGGCUUGGCGGCAUCGCAGCGCAGGCAGGUUUUAACGCCGGUGAUGGAAAGCGCUACUUCAACAUCCCCGGAUCCCGCACUGACGACAUCGCUGACGUGGAGAUGACGACAAAUGUGGGUAUCCCCGGGCGCUGGGUGUUCAGAAUCGAUGAUGCCCAGGUGCAAGUGGGGGGCUGCAGCAAUACAACCUCCGUGUGCCUGACGCUGCGGCCCUGCCUGAACGGGGGGAAGUGCAUCGAGGACUGCAUCACUGGGAACCCCUCCUACACCUGCUCGUGCCUCGCGGGCUUCACGGGGAAAAGGUGCCAUGUCGACGUGGAUGAGUGUCUGUCUCACCCGUGCCAAAACGGAGCCACCUGCAUCAACAGCGUCAACAGCUUCAGCUGCCAGUGCCCGCCAGGCUUCAGAGGUGCCAGCUGUGAGAUCGAAGAGUCGCCGUGUGAGACCAAGGUGUGCCAGAACGGCGGGACGUGCCAGGUGGCAAACGGGACGGCGGUGUGCACGUGCCAGCCGGGGUACGCAGGAGGAGAUUGCGAGACAGAGGUGAACGAGUGCGAGUCCAGCCCCUGCCUGAACGGAGGGCACUGUGUUGACCUGGUUGACAACUACACGUGUGUGUGCCUGGAGCCCUUCGUGGGACAGCGCUGUGAGACAGACCCCUCCUCCUGCGAGGACCGGAGCUGCAGGAACCGGCAGACGUGCAACUACAUCCGCCCGGGACGCUACAUCUGCACGUGCUCCCCGGGCUAUUAUGGCAACAACUGCCAGUACGGUGGCCCCCGUGUGCCCAGUGCCUGCCUCUCUAACCCCUGCCAGAACGGGGGCAGCUGCCUGGAGCUGGAGCAGGGCUAUGCCUGUGACUGCCCAGAGGGCUACGCCGGGCAGGACUGCCGUGACAAGCUGACUGAGGGCUGUGAGUGUCGCAAUGGCGGCAGCUGCCUGGAGGGGAAUGUCACCAUCUGCCAGUGCCUGCCAGGGUAUUUUGGCCUGCUCUGUGAAUUUGAAGUGACCACCACACCGUGCAAUGUGAACACGCAGUGUCCAGAUGGCGGCUACUGCAUGGAGUACGGCGGGAGCUACCUGUGCGUGUGCCACACCGACUACGGCACCAACCACAGCUUUGCAGCGGUGCCGUCCCCCUGUGACUCUGAGCCCUGCCUGAACGGGGGCUCCUGCGAGACUCAGGACGACUCCUACACCUGUGAGUGUCCCUCAGGCUUCCUGGGCAAGCACUGCGAGAGAGCCCGGCCACGGCUCUGCAGCACGGCGCCGUGCCGCAACGGGGGCACGUGCAAGGAGGCCGACGGCGAGUACCACUGCGCCUGCCCCUACCGCUUCACCGGCCGCCACUGCGAGAUAGGUAAACCGGACCCCUGUGCCUCGGGGCCCUGCCAGAAUGGGGGCACCUGCUUCCACUACAUCGGCAAGUACAAGUGUGACUGCGCCCCGGGCUACGCUGGACGGCACUGCGAGAUCGUGCCAUCUCCCUGCUUCCUGAGCCCCUGUGAGAAUGGUGCGACCUGCGAGGAGCUCGGUGGGGACUUUGUGUGCACGUGCCCCAUGGGCUACACAGGGAAGCGCUGCGGGACAGAGAUUGACUGCGGCAUGCCCAGCGCUGUGAAGCAUGCCCAGGCCUCCUUCAACUCCACCACGGUGGGCUCGCUGGCCAAAUACCACUGUGAGCUGGGCUACGUCCUCAGCCAGCACAACAGCCCCCGUGUCUGCCGCUCGCAGGGUGUCUGGAGCGACCCCCCUGAAUGUGACGAGAUUGAUGAGUGCCGGUCUCAGCCCUGCCUGAACGGUGGCCAAUGCAAAGACCGCAUCGCCGAGUUCCUGUGCGUGUGCGAGCCGGGAUACACGGGCCUCCACUGUGAGUUGGAAGUUGAUGAGUGCCAAUCAGAGCCCUGUAAGAACGGUGGCACCUGCCGGGACCUCCUGGGCUCCUUUGCCUGCUCCUGUCCCGCGGGCUUCAUGGGCACCCAGUGCGAAGAAGAAGUGGACGCCUGUGAGUCAGACCCUUGUCAGAAUGGAGGGGAGUGUGAAGGUGAUGGAGGUUCCUACCUGUGUGUGUGCCCAGAGGGUUUCUUUGGUUACCACUGUGAGACAGCCAGUGACCCGUGCUUCUCCAGCCCAUGUGGGAGCCGAGGCUACUGCCUGCCCAGCAAUGGCACCCACAGCUGCACCUGCAAAGUGAGCUACACAGGCAAGAGCUGCGAAAAAGAAUUGCUGCCACCAACCUCAUUAAAGGUGGAAAGGGUGGAGGACACUGGUGUGUUGAUUUCUUGGCACCCUCCUGAGGACGCAGCCGCCAGGCAACUCAUUGACGGCUACGCCGUGACGUACGUAUCCUUCGACGGCUCUUACCGCAGGACAGAUUUUGUGGACCGAAGUCGUUCUGCCCACCAAUUGCGGGCACUAGCCUCCGGCAGAGCCUACAAUAUUUCUGUCUUUUCAGUCAAACGCAACGUGAACAACAAGAAUGAUAUCAGCAGGCCUGUCAUGCUCACCACGCGCACUAGACCGCGUCCGGUGGAAGGCUUUGAGAUCACGAACGUGACGGCCAGCACCAUCACGGUGCAAUGGGCUCUCCACCGGCUCAAACACUCCACCGUCAGUAGGGUGCGUGUCUCCAUCCGCCAGCCUGGGGACCUGGAAGACCGCACGGUGGAGCUGAACAGCAGUGUGGCCAAGUACACCUUCCUGGACCUGCAGCCAGGAGAGCGGUACAUCGUCCAUGUCACGACGCUGAGUGGCAUGGGGACAGAAGAUCACCCCUCGGAGAGUCUGGCCACAGCCCCCUUCCACGUGUGGACGAGGCCUCUCCCCCCUCGCAACCUCACAGCCUCCCGCGUCACCCCCACCUCUGUGUCCGUGACGUGGGAGCAGCCACCCACUGGUGCCGUGGAGGGGUACAUCAUCAACGUCACCACCGCGCAGAGCGUCAAGAGCCGCUACGUGCCCAACGGGAAGCUGGCGUCCUACACCGUGCGGGACCUGCUGCCCGCACAGCGCUACCGCCUGUCUGUGACAGCUGUGCAGAACACAGAGCAGGGGCAGGUGCACAGCGAGCCCAUCCACCUCUACGUCACCACCCUGCAGAAGGAUGGGGCUCCGGAGAGGCGCUGGAGCCAGGCUGGCCAUCCCCGUGUCCUGCGCAACAGGCUGCCCCCGGCCUUCCUGCCCGAGCUCCGCUUGCUUGCAGACCACGACACAGCUGAAGAGCCCUCGCCAGCCCCCAGGUUCACUGAGCUGGUGGAUGGCAGAAGGAGGAUCAGUGCCAGGUUCGGCACUUUGCCAAGCAAAUCCAUCACCGUGAAGACACAGCCAGAGGCUCCCGUGAGGCUGGAGAACAGCGAGGAGCCCAGCCGGAGCAGUCUGGCACUGCAGCUGCGAGAGGCAUGGAGCAAAAGCAUCAGGCAGAACUGCUCCACAAACCCCUGCAAGAAUGGAGGCACCUGUGUAAGCGAGAGCGAAUCCUACCAUUGCGACUGCAUCCCGGGCUUCAAGGGCAGGCACUGUGAGCUAGCAGCCUGCAAGAAGGUGCCACACUCGUGCACGCGGCUGUACUCGGAAACCAAGUCAUUCCCUGUGUGGGAAGGAGGCACCUGCCACUACCUGUACAGGAGAGUAUACAAGGUACACCAGGAUGUAUGCUACAAGGAGAGCUGUGAGAGCACCGGUUCCAAGAAAACCAGCAGAAAACGAAGCGACAGUCACACACUGAAGAAGCCAUAGUGGUUCAAAGCAGUAGGAGCUUCAUCCUUCCACGUCUAAGGGCUUCUGCAACACCAGGAAGAUCAGAUCUGCUCACUGGGUUGAACGCAGCAGGGCCACCUUCCUGCCUGGCCUCAGCCACUCCCUCUCCUCCAGCCCAUUAGGGACACACAGCCAGACUGGCAUCCGAGCAGCGCUGCCUUCCCUCUGCCGGACCAGCAGUGCCUUUGCCCUGCCUUGCCUUGUCCCGGCUGCCUGCUCUGGGGGGUCCCUCAGCCCCCCUCCACCCCCCGGGCUUCUGGCUCUGCUCUGACACCGCCAGGCUGAGCCCAGCAGCAGCUGCACCAACCUGUUUUCGUAACCCAAGGUUAUAAGAAGUUACCUAUAACCCCCCAAAUAAAACAAUUGAAUGCGGACCCAAAAGCCUUAGCUAUCACCUGAACCCUGGCUGCCCCCACGGCCCGGUGGGAGGAGGUCUUCUCUACAUCCAUUCCCUACAUUAGAAAUAGAGGUGAGAGCGGUGCUGGAGGCACAGCCCUGCGCUGGAGAGGGGCAGUUCAGGCAGCUUCCACUGCCUCCAUGUUGGUUUUUUUUUCUUUGCUUUGUAAAAAAAUCUGUGGUUUUAACCAUCUUUCCAGCUCAGCAAGUGACGGAGCACCUGGAAUGUACUAGAAAGUGCUCUGCAGAUCGGUUUGUCAGCAGGGGGGGCGAUGCUACGCUCAGUGUGGCACAGCACGGUGCCACCCCCUGCACCGCCUGCAGCUCUCAGCACCCUCUGUGGCUCAGUGGGGCUGCUGCCAUCCCCGUGCUGUUUGUGGGUACCCUGGUGACUGUAGCAGAGCCAGCAAGGGGGAAAAAAAAGAAAAAAAAAUUAGCUUAGAAACGUUCCUAGUUGUUGUGAGUUUGUACGACGAUGCUAGUUAAACAUAGAUUUGUGUAUUAACGUACACGGUGUAUAUUAUAAAUUAAUACGUACCAGAGAUAUAUCGUAGUUAUGGCAUAGAGUGUUAUUGCCCUGGCUGCAGGCAGGAGGUGGGACAGCCCUGCAGCACCUCGUCCUGCUGGGCGCUGGCUAAGAGCGGGGCCGGCCACGCUCCCCUGCAGCACUGGGGACGCCUCUUCUGCCACGGAGGAGAACGAGGUUUGCAGAUAGAGCCCUUGCUUUCGCUCUGCCUCUGUGGACGCGUGCUCUGGGCUGGGAUCCUCCCGUCCCUGGGGUGGGUGGAAAACCAACCCCUGGGGAUGAGAGCGGGGCCAGGGGAGAGCCAGAGCAGGCUGUGCUGUGCCCCAAAGCAGGGCCUGGCCCCUCUGCUCCCCUGGGCUGGCGCUGCCCUGCCUGGGCCCUCCCUGCAGCGCUCGGAAGACAGCGGCGCACAGCAUGUAACACAGCCAAAAGAUUUUAACCUAGUCUUUAAAAUGAAUUAGUUAUUUGGGUUUGGUUGUUGUUUUUUUUUUUUUUUUUUUUUUUUUUUACUAAAUAAAUAAAAACACUUUAUAGAAACGGUA
Molecule: messenger RNA, 6036 nt
Organism: Gallus gallus (chicken)
Lineage: Eukaryota; Metazoa; Chordata; Aves; Galliformes; Phasianidae
Gene: SNED1
Product: sushi, nidogen and EGF like domains 1
Exons: 33
Coding region: 10-4551 (1513 amino acids)
Biological process (GO): cell-matrix adhesion; establishment or maintenance of epithelial cell apical/basal polarity; heterophilic cell-cell adhesion
Cellular component (GO): protein-containing complex; plasma membrane
Molecular function (GO): calcium ion binding; protein binding
Source: RefSeq, a predicted model, not a curated record